AUGGAGAGAAAGAAUGCAAUGCCCUGUGUGACUCUGUCAAACGGUAAAAAGCGCAAGCGUGACCACAUCAUAGCUGCAGUGGAAGGUGGAAUGAAGGAAUAUGAUGAGAGUAAGCGAGAGUGAGAUGAGAGCAUAUGCAGAUUGACAUGCAGUCAAAUUAAAUGAAAUUGAUGCAACUGCAAUACAAUUGCGAGCACAAAAUGCGGCUGCAGCGGCGGAGGUAGCAGCAGCGGUGGCGUUGACGGGGCCAAAUUAAUGCAGCAAAAUAGACGAAAUAAUUAAAGUGGUUCAAAGAAAUGGCUGGCGAAAGAGUUUAUAAAAAUGCUGGCAAGCGGCGCGCGCCGCACCAGUACCUUGCGAGACGCUCGUCGGUGUUCAUGUCAGUGGCAAGUGGCAAGGUGGCAAGCAAUAAAACAGCAGCAGCAGCAGUAGUAGCGGUAGCAACAGAGAUUACAAACGCGUUGUCCAGCGUAACGGCUUUUCGAAACGGGAAAACAGCGCAGUGACCGACCGACCGAUCGCGCGAGAGUUAAGGUGCGGCGGUGGCCAAUGUAUUAAAGGAGGAAGCAGUGCAAAAGUGCCACUAAAUUAAUCGCAAUUAACAGUUAAAUGCGUGCGCGAACAAAGCAACGCAAAUGUUUACACAAUCAGCAGGUGCCUCCUCCUCCAUUGUUGCCACAAUAACGAAUCACAUUCGGAGGCGAUCCCCAAAUCGGAACCACACCACGCCUCAAUCGGAAACGAAGCUGCUCACCUGGAUUGCCCUGCUCUAUGCCGCCUCCACCUCCCUCGGCGGCUUGGCAGCGGCACUGGACUGGCAACAGGUUAAGCCAAUGUAUUUAGUGUCCAUGUAUCCGGGACCGUUCGGCAUGGCCAUGUCGCAGUCUCCCUCUUCCUCCUCCUCCUCCACCAUUUCCUCCUCCAUGGAACAAGAUGCGGAAACGAGUGCCAGCAACCUGGAGAGCCGCAUCAAUGGAGGAGGAAAUGGGAAUAGCGACGAAGAUGUGGAUGUAAAGGAGCCCUUGGUCUUGAAUCUGGAGACCACACCGCUGCUAGAGAAGAUGCUGCCCGAAGGGGCCAUGGCCAUGGAUCGCAUAUUCGGCGGUAACGUGGGCAAUCCUCACUGCUUCCCCUACCAAGUGGGCAUGUUGCUGCAGCGUCCCAAGGGUCUGUACUGGUGCGGAGGCUCUCUGAUCUCCGAUCAGCAUGUGCUGACUGCGGCACAUUGUGUGGACAUGGCCAAACGCGCUCUGGUCUUCUUGGGCGCCAACGAGAUCAAGAACGCCAAGGAGAAGGGUCAGGUGCGAAUGAUGGUGCCCAGCAGUAAUUUUCACAUAUAUCCCACAUGGAAUCCCAAGCGCCUGAAGGAUGACAUAGCCCUGAUUCGACUUCCCCAUGCUGUUAGCUUCAACGAACGCAUCCAUCCCAUACAGCUUCCCAAGCGGCACUACGAGUACCGCAACUUCAAGAACAAGCUGGCCAUCGCCUCUGGCUGGGGACGCUAUGCCACUGGCGUCCAUGCCAUCAGCAAUGUCUUGCGUUAUGUCCAGCUGCAGAUCAUCGAUGGGCGGACAUGCAAGACGAACUUUCCGCUCUCCUAUCGCGGCACCAAUAUCUGCACCAGCGGGAGAAAUUCCCGCUCCACCUGCAAUGGAGAUUCCGGCGGCCCACUUGUUCUGCAGCGAAGACAAUCCAAGAAGCGAGUGCUGGUGGGGAUCACCUCCUUUGGCAGCAUAUAUGGCUGCGAUCGCGGAUAUCCGGCCGCCUUCACCAAGGUGGCUUCGUACCUGGACUGGAUCAGCGACGAGACGGGCGUCAACUCACAUCAGGACACCACGGAGGCGAUUUUCUUCGAUCAGUAUAUGAGGGACUAUGGCAAGCCCCGCCAGAGUCGAAGAUUGGAACAGCAGCAGCAGGAAGAUGAGCAGGAGGAUGAUCAGCCAGAUGAGCUGGACGUGCGUCCCAGCUCCGACGAGGACCUCUCCGAGGAUGUCAGCAUGCGUACGCAUAAGCGCCAGCGUCCUCGUCCUAGACCCAAGUCCGAAUACGAGUUUUACUUCUUAUAAUCCAAAAUAAACAUUUAUUUUUAAAUAAGCUGAUAUAAUAACAUCCUCGAAAUUAAAAAAGAUACCUUCUUCCUCUUUUUUCCUAUGCGAAUUAUGUAAAUCAUAGAAUUUUUUUUCAAAGCAAAUUUUUUUUUUUUAAUUUAAAACUUUUUUUUUAAUAACAAUGAAAAGUUAUUGCAAAAAGUAACAAAAUAUUAAAUAUUAUUCAGAAUCAUAUUCUAGUCGGAUCCAGAUCCAAAAGCAGACGUUAUGAAUUUCUGAAUUCUGGUAAAAAGUGAAUGUUUUGAGGCAAAAAAUGAAACUACAAAAAUUAUAAUCCGAACGAACCAAAUUACCAACUUAUACUAGUAUUAGCCAGAACAAGUGUAGAUAUUUUAGAUAAACUCUACAGAAGAAAACUUAAAAUAUUUAAGGUUGUUCUACAAUUGUUACUUCGGGAAAAAAUAAAAUAAAUAUGCAAACAGCUAACUUUAGUGAAAUUAUUUUAUUUGAACACGCCAAAAUUCGUUGUUGCGCCAGCGAAAGUUAUUUAUGUGUACUUUGAGAGGUUAAAUGUUUUGUAAA
Messenger RNA from Drosophila miranda, 2630 nucleotides. RefSeq names its product transmembrane protease serine 12. The record is from RefSeq and is a predicted model, not a curated record. NCBI's taxonomy places the organism in Eukaryota, Metazoa, Arthropoda, Insecta, Diptera, Drosophilidae. Gene Ontology annotation, molecular function: serine-type endopeptidase activity. Bases 636 to 2066 code for a protein of 476 amino acids. Gene Ontology annotation, biological process: proteolysis. The transcript is spliced from 3 exons.